AUGAAACGAAGAGCCUCAGGGCAAUCGCAGCCAGCAGCACCCAUCAGUGCGAUUGCAGCUCGAAGAGCCCGACAAGCUAACAGUACGGUCGAAAAACCAGCUGCCGGCACAAUAGAGCCCAAAUCGACAGGAAAAUCUUCUUCAAAACGGGCAAAGGCUUCCUCAUCGUCGAUACCCCAGAAGCAAACCGGAAUUUCACGAGAACCUACACACACUUCCCGGAAUGGGAUAGAGGUCGAGGCAGUAGACAUAGGCACUAGCCAGGACGAUGAUGAAUAUGCGGUAGAGGAUGACAAUAAAAGCCAGUCUCCGAGGGAGGAUGGCCGUGAAGAGAGCAAUUUGCCUGCAUUAAUUUCUGAGCCACAGGAGAAUUUCUUACUAUCCAAGGGACGCAUCACCCGUGACAGUGUUGUAUAUACUAGAGAAGAUGCUGUCUGUCUACGGCUAAAGCUAAAGACGACAUUAGCAAUCGUUGGCCAGUAUGAUAUCUGGGUAAAACGAGGGGUGGUGAGCGUGAUGGGAGCGAAGCUAUACCCAAGUCCUAUAGUACACAGGGUUUAUGCGCCCUCUACACACUCUUUGCCAGUUAUAAAAUCUGUAUCCGGGCCCGACGGAUAUGCUGAAGUCGAGCUCAUCUCCGUCCAAGAUGGCCUACCUCAGCUCAGUCGAAUAUCUAACUUGUACUAUCGGAUAUGGAAUGGCCAGAGAGAAUCAACUGUCCGGAGGAACCCUUUGGACCUCGAGAAAGCCUCAUUUUCCAUUUUAAAUUCAUCCUCUGACGAUCCUUAUAAACGGCAUCUUCGUCCUCUCCAUCUAGAUAAGAAAUGGAGCGUGAUGAUCAAACAGCUUUCUCGACGCGCCGAGUAUCUACGAGUGCUUACCUGCGGGCCUGGAGGAUCAGGCAAGUCGACGUUCAACAGAUACCUGCUGAACCAUCUGCUCAGUCCCUCACCCGACGAUGCCAGCAAAUUGGCGAACGAAGACGGCGUUGCCUUCCUUGACCUGGACCCCGGGCAACCAGAGUUCUCGCCGAUGGGCCACGUCUAUCUAGCCCAUCUACGCGCCCCAGUACUGGGGCCGCCCUUGUCGCAUCCCUCGCUCGGUUCAGGAGACGGCUCAAUCAUCCGAUCACAUCAUAUCGGCGGCAGCUCCCCCAAGGACGAUUCCGACCACUACGUCCAGUGUGCCAUGAACCUUCUAGACCAUUAUGGGAGGUUUCUUGAAAGUUAUCCCCAGUGUCCGCUUAUCAUCAACUACCCCGGAUGGAUAUUUGGGAAGGGCCUAGAAAUCCUAACCCGGUUCUUGGAAACGCUUGGACUCUCCGAUGUAGUGUAUACGAGCGAAACAGGGCCGGAGGAAGUGGCUUGGCCGCUCCAAUCUGUGGCGAAAGAAUUCGGCAUACCGUUCUCGACCCUGCCAUCCCAGCCAACAGAGUAUGCAUCUCGAUCCAGUGGCCAGCUAAGAACUAUGCAGAUGGUCUCUUAUUUUCACAUGCAAGAUGCUUGUUCGUCGUCUUCUAAACCAUACUGGUCUGCCACUCCUCUGUGCCAGACACGCACAAUCAAGGUGAACUACUCGGGCAGCAGCCAAGGCAUACUCGGUGUAAUGAUAGUGGGCUACCCUCACGAUAAGGAGCAUAUACUAAAUCUAUUGGAUGGAUCGAUAGUAGGAGUCGUGGCAAUCGAGCGUGCCGAUGCCAUCAAGUCUUCGUCUUCAUUCUCGACCGUGUCCGAUCGGGAUAGUAUAUCCGACGCGGCUGAGGGUGAAGGUAGCACAGUAGGCUCACCACCCAGCAGCACCGAUAAACAAACUCAUCCCUGCCUACACCGCACCGAGAGAGAGAACCUCCCUUAUCUCUUCAGCGGCAAUGGGACAUGCGCGCCUCUGGACCCCGAACUAUCCUACUCCCUGGGCCUAGCCCUUAUCCGAUCAGUCGACACGGCCUCCGAGACCAUCGAGCUUAUCUCGCCCAUCCGAUCUACGGCUGUGCGCGAUGCGUUGGAACGCGGACAUCAAAUCGUGCUUGUGCGAGGACGUCUCGACAAUCCAGACUGGGCAAUUGGCGAAGAAUACUUUGCCGCUCGAUGGGCGCACAGGCAAUUACCACAGUUACAGCAAAGGCUAAAGCAGCAGCAGAAGCCAGAGAGUCGCUCGACUCAAGAGAGGGAGCGUUAUAUUUAUCAAGGUAGAGUGAAGGAGCGGUUACGUCGGGCAGGAGAAGUGCCAUGGAUGCAUGCAUCGGGCGCCUCCAAGGCAGAAUCUACCGCUACCUCUCACACCACCAAGUCGAAUAAGAUGUGGAAGCUACGGAAGAUAGCAUAUUCUGCAGACUCCAGCAGCGGGAUAUGGGAUGUAUGUAAUAAUGUGUCAUAUGCUCCCGCUCACCGUCUGGUCGGACAGCCAACGGGAGCAGACCAUGUCAUCGAGGCUGAACGAUUGCCGGGACGGGACACAUGUAAGAGCAUACGUACAUAG
Molecule: messenger RNA, 2475 nt
Organism: Microsporum canis CBS 113480
Lineage: Eukaryota; Fungi; Ascomycota; Eurotiomycetes; Onygenales; Arthrodermataceae
Exons: 6
Coding region: 1-2475 (824 amino acids)
Biological process (GO): cleavage in ITS2 between 5.8S rRNA and LSU-rRNA of tricistronic rRNA transcript (SSU-rRNA, 5.8S rRNA, LSU-rRNA)
Cellular component (GO): nucleus
Molecular function (GO): polynucleotide 5'-hydroxyl-kinase activity
Source: RefSeq, a predicted model, not a curated record